AUGCUGAUUGGAAUCCGAGGGAGAGGAUUUGCUUGGCCAUAUACUGUUUGCCGAAGUUUUGCAACUGUUUCAAAAGACCAUAAUCCCAAAAUCAAUACAAAUGCUUGUGGAAUUCAACAACUUUCGGAUGAGUUACAUAAACAGAUUUUCCCAGUGAAAUCUUUACCUGGGCCGUUACCGAGACUCACCAAACUCUCAUUGAAAUACCUUGAAGAUAAUGAGCUAUUAGGAAAACCAUGUUCGGUGAAUCCUCCCAUAAAUAUCAAUUUACCAACACUGCAAGGUACAAACAUCAGUCAACAUUUUGAAAAUUUAGGUUUGAAGAGUAUUAGCAGUUAUGAAGAUCAUGCUGAGAAUCUUAUAAAGAUCGGGUUGACUCCUUUAGAAAAGCCAAAACGAUGGGUUUUCGAAUCCGGAUGGACCAGAUAUGCACCUUUUUCUGAGCCCCAAAAUGUUCCUUAUCCAUUAGAAAAUGAGUUGGUAUACGAUUGUGAAGUGAUGUACAAAUGCUCUCCAUAUCCUGUUAUGGCAACAUGCCUGUCUCCAAAAGCAUGGUAUUCAUGGUGCUCGCCGUAUUUGACAGGAGAUAGUGCUACAAAUAACCAUUUAAUUCCAUUUGCGACAGAUAAAAGAGAAUGUACUAUUGUGGGCCAUAAUGUUUCUUUUGAUCGUGCACGUAUCCUUGAAGAAUACAAUAUGAGCACUACCAAAGCAUUUUUUCUUGACACAAUGUCGUUACAUGUUGCUGUAAGUGGCAUGUGCACCAGACAAAGGAAUACGUGGAUGAAAUAUAAGAAAAACCUAAAAGAGAAAAAAGACUCUUCAGUGAAAACAUUAGAUGAGUAUCGAGAGAUGAUCCGAAACGAAGAUUUGAGAUUAACAAUGGCCAACAUGAUUCUUGACGAUGAAUCAGUAGAGGGAGAUACAGGGACAACAUCAGCGCUUCGUGAUGAUCCUUGGAUGAAAAAUAGCAGUUUAAACAAACUCAGCGACGUAGCUGAACUUCAUUGUGGGAUUAAAAUGGAUAAGCAAUUGCGAGAUCACUUUGCAACAACUAGUGUUGCAGAAAUACGUGAGCAAUUUCAGAAACUAAUGACUUACUGUGCCAACGAUGUUGUAGCUACAUAUCAUGUAUUCUACAAAGUUUACCCUAAAUUUAAGGAAGUUGUUCCCCAUCCGGUUAGUUUUGCUGCUCUGAGGCACAUUACCUCCUCUAUUUUACCCACCUCCACAGACUGGGAAGAUUAUAUUCGAAGGUGUGAGGAAAUGUACCAGAAGUCUAAAACCGAAGUGGAGGAAAAAGUUCAUCAGAUCUGUAACGAAGUUGUUUCUUUGAGGAAAAAUGCACAGGAUGAAAUUCCACCAUGGGAAGAAGACCCAUGGUUAUCGCAACUAGAUUGGGAAAUCAAGCCUGUAAGGCUAACAAAGUCAGGAGUGCCUUAUAAAAACCAAAAGCUGCCUGGUUAUCCGGAGUGGUAUAAAAAACUGGUUGCUAAGGAUAAGCUAAACCUGACAAUCAAAUCUAGAACUAGUAUUUUACUUCUGAGACUUUUGUGGGAAGGAAAGCCAAUCUUUUGGACCGAAACUAAAGGUUGGUGUUUUGUUGUUGAUCAAAAAGAGAGUGCCAAGUUUCAGAACUCCAAAUACCUGGAGGUGAAUCCACUUGACAUUUUAAUGCAAAUACAUGCCAACACCCCCAAAAGAAAAGUGUCUCCCAAAAAAAAGUCGGUUUCAAGAGAAAGCUCCUCCACAAAGUCUAAGGAGUCUUCAAGGACAAAAAAAACAAGUAAAAGCAUAGACAAGCCAACACAACACAUGUCAACCGAGGAUGCUAAUUUAGAUUUGCUUGCUGUAGAUUUACCUCCUAGAUACGCAGAAUCCGACCACAUUGUACGUGAGAAUCUUAAAAAGCUGAUAGCAAAUGGAAAAACUUUGUUUAAAAUACCACAUGAAAAUGGACAAGACGCCAGAGUUACCUCCCUCAUAUCAAAGCCAUUUUUAAGGUAUUAUGAGGAGGGUAUCUUAUCCUCUGAAAAUAGUCUAGCUAGGGAGGCUUUCCAAACCAACGUUACCAACAGCUAUUGGAUAUCUUCUAGAGAGCGUAUAAUGAAUCAAUAUGUUGUCUAUGAAUCAGAUUUGAACAAAGCUAAACCUUUUCGGCAAAAAGGGGAGAAAGAAGUUGGGUUUAUAAUUCCCCAGAUAGUUCCUAUGGGAACCAUCACUCGUCGUGCAGUUGAGAAAACAUGGCUUACAGCUUCGAAUGCUAAAAAGAAUAGAUUGGGAUCUGAGUUGAAGUCUCUAAUACAAGCGCCCCCUGGUUAUUGUUUUGUUGGCGCCGAUGUUGAUAGCGAAGAGUUAUGGAUUGCAUCUUUAGUAGGUGAUUCCGUGUUCCGACUACAUGGUGGUACUGCCUUGGGCUGGAUGACUCUUGAAGGUACGAAAAACUCAGGUACUGAUUUACAUUCUAAAACUGCCAACAUAUUAGGGAUUUCUCGUAAUGAAGCUAAGGUUUUCAACUAUGGUAGGAUUUAUGGCGCUGGUGUAAAAUUUGCAACAUCUUUACUCAAAAAGUUCAAUCCAGCAAUCAGUGAAAUAGAUGCUGAUAAAGUGGCUAAAACUUUAUAUGCCGAAACCAAGGGUAAAACUAGUGUUGUCAAGUUUCCAGAGUCUGGUGAAAAGAUUAAAGUAUGGUAUGGUGGAUCCGAAAGUGUGGUUUUCAAUAGGCUAGAAAGUAUUGCCGAACAAGAUAAUCCAAAGACACCUGUUCUUGGAGCAGGCAUAACUGCGGCAUUAAAUAGAACAAACUUGAAUUCAAACUCGUUUUUACCGUCUCGUAUAAAUUGGGCCAUUCAAUCUUCCGGAGUUGAUUAUUUGCAUCUUCUGUUAGUAUCAAUGGAAUACUUGACGAAACUGUAUAAUGUCGAUGCACGACUAUCAAUUACAGUACAUGACGAGGUAAGGUACCUUUCUAAGAUAGAGGAUAGGUAUAAAUGUGCUAUGCUUCUUCAAAUUGCAAACUUAUGGACGAGAGCUAUGUUUUGUUUUCAACUAGGAAUUGAAAAUGUACCGCAGAGUUGUGCAUUUUUUUCAUGUGUUGAUAUCGACCAUGUCUUAAGAAAAGAAGUAGACUUUGAUUGUAUUACUCCAUCGAACCCUAGCCCGAUUUCUCAUGGUGAGAGUCUGGAUAUCUACUCUUUGUUAAAGAAAAAAGAAGUCCAGGACAUGCUAAAUAGUUUGAACGAUAAGCCCAAUUGUGAAAAUCUGCUUGAGAACAAGCAGAAGACCAGUAGGCCAGUUGAAAAACUUGAUAUCAAAUUUGACACUUCAACUAAGCUCAAAUGGAUUGAGCUACAAAUAUCUAAAACAGAGAAAGAAUUCAAAGAGAAAAAAAAAGCUUUUUUCCAAGCUGCUGAUACUUUAGUUCUUGAAAACUUCGCAAAGAAACUCAAGAAUAUUGAUAACUCAAAUGAUGAAGUCGUACUGAACGGUCUUUUUGUGCCAAAUUGCACAGCGGGUGAACUUCUGGAUUCUGGUAAAAUAAUAGAAGAGAAUUGGGACGCCUUAAUAAAUGAAAGAAAGGCUGAUAAAAAAUUUAAAGGAUCAAAGAACAACAAAGUGUGCAAGGAUGAAGAUCACUCAACUACGGAUUUGCUGAUUGAACGGAUUGCAACAGAUAUUCUAGAUAAGAUGGAAAGGAAACCGAAAAGUAAAUGCAAGGCAUACGGCAAAGCAAGACCAUCAAAGAAAACUUGUUUGGUUGAAAGUGAUAAUAAGAGUCUGACGUUAAGUUCUAAUAGAAAGAGAGGGAGGGAGGGAGAAUACGUAACUUUCUCCCACACACACCUUACAGAGAACGAACUAAGAGAAAUAAUGUUUUAA
This is a messenger RNA of Pichia kudriavzevii, 3879 nucleotides long. RefSeq lists its product as uncharacterized. Gene Ontology annotation, biological process: mitochondrial DNA replication. Gene Ontology annotation, cellular component: mitochondrion; gamma DNA polymerase complex. The transcript has a single exon. NCBI's taxonomy places the organism in Eukaryota, Fungi, Ascomycota, Pichiomycetes, Pichiales, Pichiaceae. The record is from RefSeq and is a predicted model, not a curated record. Bases 1 to 3879 code for a protein of 1292 amino acids. Gene Ontology annotation, molecular function: 3'-5' exonuclease activity; DNA binding; DNA-directed DNA polymerase activity.